UCUAAUCGCAAACGUGUGUCAAGACCAAGUGCGAUUCAGAGCUCCAAAUAAAAAAAAAAGGAGCUGGAAUUUUCAAAAUGAAGGUGACAAGCGUCGUCUUUUUGGGGUGCCUUGCAUUUGCAGCAGCGUUGCCCGUUCUAGAAGAUGCUAAGGCAUUAGAGCCCCAACUAAUACAAACUGUUGAAACGAAAUCCGAUACGGAUGAGUCUUUGGUGCCAGAAGAGACACAUUGGAGAAAAUUCAAGCAUGGGGGUUGGGGUGGAAGCCAUGGGGGUGGCUAUGGGGGUAACUACGGAGGAGGCUAUGGAGGAGGCUACGGGGGCGGUCAUGGAGGAGGUUAUGGGGGCGGUCAUGGAGGGGGCUAUGGGGGUGGCUAUGGAGGAGGCUAUGGGGGCGGUCAUGGAGGAGGCUAUGGGGGUGGUCAUGGAGGAGGCUAUGGGGGUGGACAUGGAGGAGGCUACGGUGGAGGCUAUGGGGGUGGAUAUGGAGGAGGCCAUGGGGGUGGUAUCGGCUUCGGUGUAGGGGGCGGUAUAGGAUUCGGGAAAUAAAGUGAAUGUAGUUUAUUAUUUGUCCAAGAUUGUGAUGAAAUCAGUAUUGCCAUUGUAGUUUAUAGCAAAUCCUUAGCAGAAUUAUGUUAUUAUAUCGAUUAGCUGCAUCUUGGUCAAAAUGCGUUUGGCGAUAUCAACAUCGAGGCUUUGAGCAAAUAUUUAUGAGACUUGACCAUGGCUUGACAUGUCAAAUCUCGUACAUUGUUUGUUUAAUUGUAUGAAUUUUAACUAAACGCCCUGCCAAAAAUGCCAGGAACUAUUAUAGAUUUCCUUAGCAAAAUAAACGUUUUUUUUUUACUCUGCCCACAAGUCAUCGUCUGAAGUUAUAACAAAAUGUCUUCAAGUUAGGCCAUGACAAAAAUGCCAUAAUUAAACUAAGCUUACCUAUAAAUUAUAAUAAAAGAUAUAAUAUUAUC
Messenger RNA from Aricia agestis (brown argus), 964 nucleotides. RefSeq names its product glycine-rich cell wall structural protein-like. The coding region runs from base 78 to 548 and encodes 156 amino acids. The record is from RefSeq and is a predicted model, not a curated record. The transcript has 2 exons. Lineage: Eukaryota; Metazoa; Arthropoda; Insecta; Lepidoptera; Lycaenidae.